AGAACUAGCGUUUAUUUCAAUUUGUUGUUUUCUUUUUGUUUAAUCGUAUUUUAUUUAAGUUACUCAAAGCGCACAAAGCAGUUUUAAGGGAAAUAUGAAUGCCUUAGUGCGCUGCACCCUCCUCCUGCUCACGCUGACCAUUUGCGGCAGCUGGGCCAUUCGGUGCUACCAGUGCUCCUCGGACCAGGAUCGCAAGGGAUAUGACAGCUGCGGCGCCUACAAGCGAUUCAACCGCACAGAGCACAUCGCGAUCGAGUGCAACAGCGACGAGAGCCACAUGCCAGGAUCCUUCUGCAUGAAGGUGGUGCAGCAGGGACCCCGAGGAUUUAUCUGGGACGGUCGUUGGCGUCAGGUCAUCCGACGAUGUGCAUCCGUUUCUGAUACCGGAAUUACUGGCGCGUGUAAUUGGGGCGUCUACGAGAACGGUGUUUACUGGGAAGAGUGCUACUGUUCCAGCGAUAGCUGCAAUGGCUCCAGCCUAAUCCAAAUGCACGGAUCCCUGCAGCUGUUGCUAGGAUUCCUGCUGAUCGGCGCUGCCUCCAGAAUUCUUAGAAGUUAAAGGGGAACACAGGCUAAAUAUCCCCACCAAAAACAGACAAAAAGUGCCUUAACAAACCUCUCUUUCUAUUAUCUAAACAGCGAAUGACUUUUUUAAACCAGAAACCGAUUCCGUCCCCUUUUUUAUGUAAUAAAUUAAGUCAGAAAGUUGAACACGCUUGCUAACGAUAAGUUAAAAGGGCUAGCGAUGACAGGUCAAUAUGUAGACCCCAGAUUUUAGCGAGAUAAAAUAUAAAAACAAUGUAAAAUCCCAGAAGUUUAAGUAUACAAACCUUAAAGAGGUCUCUUCCACCCAAAUUAAACGAGAACGUCAAAUCUUAUUCUAGAAACAA
Molecule: messenger RNA, 890 nt
Organism: Drosophila biarmipes
Lineage: Eukaryota; Metazoa; Arthropoda; Insecta; Diptera; Drosophilidae
Exons: 3
Coding region: 95-559 (154 amino acids)
Biological process (GO): regulation of synaptic transmission, cholinergic; positive regulation of voltage-gated potassium channel activity; sleep
Source: RefSeq, a predicted model, not a curated record